Messenger RNA from Peromyscus maniculatus bairdii (prairie deer mouse), 2148 nucleotides. RefSeq names its product C-C motif chemokine receptor like 2 (gene Ccrl2). Gene Ontology annotation, cellular component: external side of plasma membrane; membrane; cytoplasm. The record is from RefSeq and is a predicted model, not a curated record. Gene Ontology annotation, biological process: inflammatory response; cell chemotaxis; G protein-coupled receptor signaling pathway. NCBI's taxonomy places the organism in Eukaryota, Metazoa, Chordata, Mammalia, Rodentia, Cricetidae. Gene Ontology annotation, molecular function: C-C chemokine receptor activity; C-C chemokine binding.
CCAGGCAACUGUCGAUUUCCUGUCUUCAUCCCCACCCUCCACGUGAGGCUAAGCCUGACCUCACAGUAUCUCCCACCUGAUCACGCCCCACGCCUUCUCACACAGGAUUGCCUCCCCGGACUUUCCCUGAGCAGGGUCAGCCAUGCCAAAUGCCCCAGCACUAACUGCUUCCUUCCGGCUGCUUGCGACACUCUCUGCUUUCCUCAGGAGGGAUUUCCACAACAGCCCGGCAUUCAGCAACACCACUUCUCUGCCCCACUCUGUUCCCAAUUUCCUUGCCUACUGAUAUCACUCUAGCUCCCAUGUUCCCCAAAUCAUCUCGUAGCACUCGAUCCAUCAGCAAAAACGCAUGGCAGAGAAAACAAACAAACAAAAGCCCGCACCCACCACUCACUGUGUUUCCCCUGCAGGUCACUAGUGGCCUGCUUCAGCAGAGCGGCUUUUCACCAGUGCCGGUGACAGCUGCCUUGAGGGUCGGGACUCUGGCUUGACUUAAGCGCCCUUAUCUGAGGCGGCUUGGAGGACAGCUGGCUAAAAGGUACCUGGAAUCAAACAUGGGACGCUGGGAGAGGGGGAGACGAAAACAACGUCUCAGUUUCUCCGAGGCUGACAGAGGCUCCUGAGAGCGGCUUCAGAACUUCUUUCCAGCUGGCGCUUGAAAGCUGUGCCUGGAAGGGGAGAGCCUCAGAGGGAUAAACAGUGCGCGCUGUCUCCAGCUCCUCGGGGUCAGGAGCAGCCUGCUCAGAAGGAAGUGGCGUUUCUCUGACCCCAGCGUUCCCACAGCCCCCUGGAUGGUAGAUCGUGGGGCUGCACCCUUCCCCACCCUUGGGAACUCCGUCAAGUGGUUAUCUUUAUCUCGCCAGUUUGUCCACGUGCUUGACCAGUGGGGUUUCACUUUUGCAAACAACUGUUUAUAUCCCUUGAGAGAAAAACAUCAAGCAGCCUGCCCCAAGAACGCUGUUUCGCUGUUUCAUUUCAAGCCGUGAGCAAGGGCAGCCCGAGAUGGAUUUUUACACAGCGUCCCCAGAGGAUGAGUAUGAUGUCCUCAUAGAGGAUGACCUGGACAACAGUGAGAUAGACCAAGCCCUCACCCCCGAGUUCCUCUCUGCCCAGCAGGUACUGCAGAUCUGCUGCAGUGUGUUUGCUGUGGGUCUCCUCACCAACGCGCUGGCUGUGUUUAUCCUAGUGAGAUACAAAGGACUCAAGAAUGUGCGGAACAUCUACUUUCUUAACCUGGCGCUUUCCAAUGUGUGCUUCCUGCUUCCCCUGCCAUUCUGGGCACACACUGCUGCACAAGGGGAAAGUCCUGGCAAUAGGACUUGUCAAGUUCUUGUUGGACUUCACUCCACCGGCUUAUACAGCGAGACACUUUUCAACAUCCUUCUCCUCGUGCAAGGGUACAAGGUGUUUUCCCAAGGGAGGCUGGCCUCCAUCCUCACGAAGGUGCCCAGGAGUGUUGCUAUAAGCGUCCUGGCAUGGGCCGCAGCUAUUGUACUUGCUUUGCCCGAAGCUGUGUUUUAUCAGCUUCGGAUGGAAAGACAGAAACACAAGUGCGCCUUUGGCAAACCUCACUUUUUGCCAACUGAAGAGCCAUUCUGGAAGCAUUUUCUGACUUUAAAGAUGAACGUUUUGGUUCUUGGUUUUCCUCUGGUGGUUUUUAUAUUCUGCUGUGGACACAGGAGGAAAGCGCAGGCCUUCAGGGAGAGGCAGAACGACCUUCGGAAGCUCGCCUUUGUCAUAAUGGGUGUGUUCCUUUUGAUGUGGGCACCCUACAAUGUUGUGCUCCUCCUGUCCGAGUUCCAGGAACACUUGUCCCUGCAGGAUGAGAAGAGCAGCUACCGCCUGGACGCAAGUGUUCAAGUCACACAGCUCAUCGCCACCACCCACUGCUGUGUUAACCCUCUCCUCUGUUUGCUUCUUGACAAGGCCUUUGCCAGCUGUCUCUGCAGCCUGUUCCCACGCUGCAGUGACACCCCGUUUCAAAGUGGUGGGGGCUCCCAGCGAGCAGGGCCAAGGGGAGGUCGUGACCAGCCCAUUGAACUCUACAGUAGUUUGCAUCAAAGGCAGGAUACAUAAACAUGGAUCCUUGUCUCUUUGUAUUAUUUUAUGUAAUUUUUUACAUGUUUGUAUAAAAAUAGAAUAUAAGAA